AUGGUCUGCAUGGCCAUAUCCCUGGAGAAGCGCCUUCAGACGGUCACAAACUACUUCCUGUUGUCGCUGGCCGUCACGGACCUCCUUGUGUGUCUGCUAGUCAUGCCGCUCAGCAUCAUCGAUGAAUUAUUUGGUUAUUGGCGGUUCACUACGGUCAUGUGCAACGUAUUCGUCACCGUUGACGUCAUGAUGUGCACGUCAUCAAUCCUCCACUUGUGCGGUAUCUCCGUACAGAGGUACAUCGCCAUCCAGUUCCCGCUGCGCGCCAGAAACAAAUCGAAGUCUAUCGUGAUCGCAAAAAUAGGUUGCAUCUGGCUGUUGGCCAUCUUAAUAUCGAGCCCCGUCACUGUUCUUGGUGCGCUAGACGAGUUAAAUAUAUUGAACGAGCAUCACUGCACUCUCAAACAUAAUGGCUUCAUAAUUUACGGAUCGAUAUUGGCGUUCUUCAUCCCACUUGUUAUAAUGAUCAUCACGUAUGCCCUGACUGUACGCCUUCUUUACAAGCAGUCCAAACGCUGCGAUUACCGCAGAAGCUCGGAGUCCGCGGGAGGCGCUCCCAUCAUCCGGCGCUGUAGGACGAGCUCGGUGCGGCGAAGCGAGCAGCCUAGAACACGCGAAGAACACAAUCCGGACCAGUACGAACUUAUCGAGCGAGAAAAGUUGAAUAACAAUUCCAAUCUGCAGAACGGCUACACCCGUGUACCGAGCAUACUGUCACAUUCAGUGUCGUGUGAAACAAUCUCCGGCAGAAGUGCCGAACACAGUGCAUACGAACGGCAAAAUAUCAAGGUGCAUAACUCUUGUUUUCUUGCUGUGCCGGGAGGGUUUGGCAUAGAGUCCUCGCUGGAUUCGUUCAGCGGAAGUGAUCUAUCUGACGACGACGAUCACGGACCACGACGUGGAUCGUUCACACUGGGCGGCGACAGUUCACGCAGACAUUCCUUUAGAGACAUCAUCAACAAGCAGUUCCUCAUUAAGGCCUCCAGCAUACUCAACCUUGCACGUGACCGCAACAAAGACCGCACCGCGGUAAGAACGGAGCAGAAGGCCAGCAAGGUGCUCGGCCUCGUUUUUGCGCUCUUCCUACUCUGCUGGCUGCCAUUUUUCAUCGUCAACGUGAUUCCCGCCAUGUGCGCGCGCUGCAACGUGCCUGCGACUCUCGUGUCCACGUGCUCGUGGCUAGGCUGGGCGAGUUCUACUAUCAACCCUAUCAUCUACACAAUGUUCAACAAAACCUUCAAGAGGUGCUUCGCAAAGUUUCUGACCUGUGACUAUGGGCGGCAAGACCGCCCCGUAUUAGUGACCCCCAGCUAUAGCCGCAAGAUGAACAUUUCAAUACGGGAUGUCUACAGUGACUGAGUGGCCACAGCUAUAGCCGCAAGAUGAACAUUUGAAUACGAGAGGUCUACAGUGACUGAGUGACUUCCAGCUAUAGCCGCAAGAUGAACAUUUGAAUACGAGAGGUCUACAGUGACUGAGUGACUUCCAGCUAUAGCCGCAAGAUGAACAUUUCAAUAAAAGAGGUCUACAGUGACUUAGGGGCCGAAGACACAAGUGUUUAAAUACCUUGCAUGUGCUCAUUUUGCAGUUAUCGAACUGAGCACAUAAAAAAGCUUUCCGUGCAAAAUGUCUAUUUUAUGCUAAAAUUUUAUAGUGUAAAAUACAAUUACCUUUCGAUCAUUUUAUUAUGGGUUAUAUAUAAACUGUUCACAAAAUAUGUAUCACUUUAAACAACGGUACUAAACUUUUAAAAAGAAUUCACGCAA
Dreissena polymorpha is the source of this 1766-nucleotide messenger RNA. Its product is annotated as 5-hydroxytryptamine receptor 2C-like. Bases 1 to 1359 code for a protein of 452 amino acids. Gene Ontology annotation, biological process: adenylate cyclase-activating adrenergic receptor signaling pathway. The record is from RefSeq and is a predicted model, not a curated record. Gene Ontology annotation, molecular function: G protein-coupled receptor activity. Lineage: Eukaryota; Metazoa; Mollusca; Bivalvia; Myida; Dreissenidae. Gene Ontology annotation, cellular component: membrane. The transcript is spliced from 3 exons.